CCGUCACUGCGCGCGCGGCGGGGCCCGUCCCUCUCUUCGCGCGUCACUUCCGGCGGGAGCGCAGCUGAGCUGAGGUGGUUCGGAGGCAGCCCGGGUGCCUGGACGCGGGUGUGGACGGCAGGAGGCCAUGAAGGGGGACGCGGGCCCGCUCGUGCCCAUCCAUUGGAUCGGCUUCGGCUACGCGGCGCUGGUGGCGUCCGGGGGCAUCAUCGGCUACGCCAAAGCAGGCAGCGUCCCAUCCCUGGCGGCCGGGCUUCUCUUCGGCGGCUUGGCGGGCCUGGGGGCGUACCAGCUGGCCCAGGACCCCAGGAACAUCUGGGUCUCCCUCGUGGCAUCUGGAACCCUGGCUGGCAUCAUGGGAAUGAGGUUCUACAACUCGGGGAAGUUCAUGCCCGCCGGCCUGAUCGCGGGGGCCAGUUUGCUGAUGGUGGCCAAGCUGGGGGUCAGCGUGUUGAACGGGCCCCACCGGUCCUAGGCGUGUCCCAGUGCGGACACGUGAAGAGUGGCCCGGUGUCCGCGGUUUCACAUAUCAAGAGAAGUAAACGCAGUUUCCAUAAGAAGGGACAGAACUUGAACACGACACCGGCCUUCGAGGGGGAGCCCAUUCCUGUGACGGCCCUGAGUACUGGUGGUCCAUCCGCUGGCUCCGUGCGCCGGUACCGCCCUUACAGCCUGGCAAGAGCCGGGGCGGCAGAGUCCAGGUGUCUGUCUGGGCUCUGGGGCCACGCGCCGCCCCCCAGUGGGUGACGCAGAAGGAAUGUAUUCAGGAAUCACUGUCCCUUGGCUAAUUUUAGUUCACAAGCUACUUUGUAAUUGUUACAUGAAAUAUCACUGAAAAUAAAGUUUACUAUUAAAACGC
Sorex araneus (European shrew) is the source of this 859-nucleotide messenger RNA. It is a transcript of the gene TMEM14C, whose product is annotated as transmembrane protein 14C. Gene Ontology annotation, cellular component: mitochondrial membrane. Bases 128 to 475 code for a protein of 115 amino acids. NCBI's taxonomy places the organism in Eukaryota, Metazoa, Chordata, Mammalia, Eulipotyphla, Soricidae. Gene Ontology annotation, biological process: regulation of heme biosynthetic process. The transcript is spliced from 6 exons. The record is from RefSeq and is a predicted model, not a curated record.